ACAUGGAAACAUUUACCAGAUUAUUUAACUGUACCCGAUGAUGUUUUCAAACGAAAUCUAUUGAACCAAGUGACAGGUGAUCAAACAAUAAUCAGUCAAUGGUUGGAAGAUCAUUCUAUAUUACAAUACGCGUGGAAAUAUGCUUCAUUAACAAAUCAAAUAUCGUACUUAAAAAUGGAAGAAAAUUUUAUGGAAUUCUAUACCAGUACAGCAAUGGCAGAAAUCAAUUGGUUAUCAGUAGCACCAAAAACAAUGAUUACAGAACAUAAUAUCAAUUGGAUUUAUUGUAAAACAGAAAAGAAUAUACAUCAACGACGUAUGUCAAUCCAAAGACAAUUACAUGUGGUAACAUCCAAAUUAGACGAACAUCUACAGCAACGCCCACCAGGAUUAUUAACACGGAAUGAACCUACGACCAUCGACAUAAAUAUGAGCAUCUUAUCUGCGGCUAUUCUUGCAUUUGUACACAAAGGUCAACAGCGAUUACGUGAUCGAUCUCAAGAAAGCGAAGCAGCCGUAAAAUUAGACGGGAAAGAUCCCCGCCGCGUACAAU
Molecule: messenger RNA, 553 nt
Organism: Adineta ricciae
Lineage: Eukaryota; Metazoa; Rotifera; Eurotatoria; Adinetida; Adinetidae
Source: the annotation of a GenBank genome assembly